UGACAUAUUUGUAAAUGUUGCUGGUAUCUGAUGCUUUGUUACUUCCAACUGCAGCUGUUUCUAUUGAAGCGAGGAGGGGAAGAGAUAUACGUAGGCCCGUUGGGGCGACAUUCUUGUCAUCUGAUCGAUUACUUUGAGCAAAUCGAAGGAGUGAGCAAGAUACAAGACGGCUAUAAUCCUGCAACAUGGAUGCUGGAAGUAACAACACAAUCACAAGAAGAAAUAUUGGGGGUUCGUUUCAGCGAGGUGUACAAGAAUUCGGAAUUGCAUCAGAGAAACAAAGCUUUGAUCAAGGAACUGAGCAUACCUCCUCCUGGCUCUAGCGAUCUUCACUUCCCAACUCAGUACUCUCGACCAUUCCUCACACAAUGCUUGGCAUGCCUGUGGAAACAACGACUGUCGUAUUGGAGGAAUCCUCCAUAUACUGUCGUAUUGGAGGAAUCCUCCAUAUACGCUGGAGGAGAAUACCUCUUGGACAAGGUGUGUUGCAGGUUGCUGAGAACCACAAACACAAAAGAUGAGUACUUUAAAGCACCAGAGGAGCCCAUCAAUUUCUUGGACCAUACAAAUUAG
Molecule: messenger RNA, 573 nt
Organism: Phoenix dactylifera (date palm)
Lineage: Eukaryota; Viridiplantae; Streptophyta; Magnoliopsida; Arecales; Arecaceae
Source: RefSeq, a predicted model, not a curated record